AUGGAUAACGAGGAUCUUACUGCAUCUCAUUGGGAUGAUGUAGUGUCACCCAAUGAAUUUGGCAGCACAUCAAAUACAACAGCCACAAACAGCUUACAUCAAUCAAUCAUUACUCCAUUAAGCAAUCAAUUCAACGGGAUUAAUAUUGAUGAUCCAUUUGCUAGUCCAUUAGGAUUUCUGAAUCAACAGCAAAGACAUAAUGACGAGGAAGAAGAAGAAAAUGACGAGGAAGAGGAGGAAGAGUUACAACAACUGCGCCACCAGGAAUUCUCUAGUCCAUCCCCUUUUUACGAUUCCAAUCAAGCAGAAUAUGAACAAAGAAACGAAUUGAGAAAGGAACAAAGAAAAGAACAUAAACACCAACUCUUAUCUGAAUUGACCCAUGGGUCUGAAGAUAGUGAACUUAUGCUUGAAGCACCAAUAAUCCCUGACGAUCUUACAAAUUCAGAAUCUUUGUUUCAAGAUAAGGGCAGUCCAAUUAAGGUUUCGAAAGAUGCAAAGCCUAUCAUUCCCAGUUCACCUACAAAAACCAUUAAUUUCAAACAGGGUCAAUUUAAAGCCAGACCGCGGAAAUUUAGCGCAAAGUUAAAUGUUCAACAUUUGUCAAGCAGUAGUAAUAAUCAAUUGGGACCAUUGGGAGGUAAUGAAGGGGAGAAAUCAAAUGAUAGAAAAUCACCUCUGGUGAGCAAUGCAGAUUCACUUGUUAAACAAGCUGAUGCCCCUCUUUAUUCCAUUUCACGGAAGACUGAUAAUCGCGAGCCAGCUAGCGCCUCUACAGAGUCCGCUACAGUGAUCGAGUCAGGCAGUACCAUCAAGAAGAAACCAACAGUGGAAGAUGAAGACAAUCCACAGAAUAACAAAUUAGAUAUUUCCGUGGGAGAUCCUAUGAAAGUUGGUGAUAUCACUACUGCUCAUAUUGUAUACACUAUCAAAACUACAAACAAGAAUUUAGAAUCGGACAAUUUCCCGAAGAAUGAUACUACUGAAGUGACAAGAAGAUAUCGAGAUUUCCGCUGGAUUUAUCACCAAUUACAAAAUAAUCAUCCAGGAAAGAUAAUUCCACCACCACCUACCAAACAAACCUACAUUGGCCGAUUUAAUGAAAAUUUCAUCGAGAAUAGAAGAUUGUCGCUUGAGAAAAUGUUGAACAAAAUCAGUCACAUCCCCGUGUUAUCAAAUGACCCUGAUUUUGUGAUGUUUUUAACUAGUGAUGAUUUCAUCAAUGAAUCUCGAGAGCGGGAAAGAUUAUCGGGAUCAGCGGCAUCCACGCAAAAUAGUGAAUUCUUGGAUGGUGCUAGACCUUCAGGUGAUAAUGAAAGUUCCACAGGAAGUCUUACUCCAAUAUCUACUGGAAGUACCACCACGGGUGGAUUUAUGAGUUCAUUAUUUUCAAUCUCAAAUAAAAUUAAUGAGCCAGAUGAAUACUUCUCCGAUCAGAAACAAUAUAUUGAUGAUUUGGAAUACAACCUUAAACAAUUUUACAAAGCAAUUGAGUUGAUUGGCCAACAGCGAAUUGAUUUGAUUGGCAUUUUGGAAGAAGUAUCUAUUACAGUUGAUGAGUUGGCAAGUUUAGAGAUUCUGAAGAUAACCAGCGAUUUAUUAAUUGGGUUUAGUGAAAUUCAAUUGAAGAUUAGGGAUAAUUUAGAUCGAAUCAAUUUGCAAGAUCAAUUAACCUUGGGUUUUACCAUUGAAGAAUAUCUUCGAAUAAUUGGUCUGAUUAAAUUUGUGUUUGAUACUAGAUUGAAAAUCUAUCAACAGUACUAUAAUUUCAACCAAGAAUUAUCAAAAAAGCAAAAUCAAUUGGAUAAAUUGCAACGCAAGUAUAGUCGUGCCGCACCACAAGUGGACAAGAUCAACUCAUUAUCAUUUGAAGUUGAUAAAUUGAAACAAAAGACUAGUUCAUACGAAGCCAGUUUCAAUCAAAUUAGCGAAACUAUUAAAUUAGAAUUGGAGAAUUUUGAAUUUGAAAGAAUUGACGAUUUUAGAAACAGUGUCGAGAUCUUUAUUGAAAGCUCAAUUGAAUCGCAAAAGGAAGCUAUUGAAUUGUAUGAAACUUUUUAUGAGCGUCAAAAACUAGCUAGUGUGUAA
Messenger RNA from Spathaspora passalidarum NRRL Y-27907, 2088 nucleotides. Its product is annotated as sorting nexin 1. The record is from RefSeq and is a predicted model, not a curated record. Gene Ontology annotation, molecular function: phosphatidylinositol binding. The transcript has a single exon. Gene Ontology annotation, biological process: protein retention in Golgi apparatus; retrograde transport, endosome to Golgi. Gene Ontology annotation, cellular component: endosome. NCBI's taxonomy places the organism in Eukaryota, Fungi, Ascomycota, Pichiomycetes, Serinales, Debaryomycetaceae. Bases 1 to 2088 code for a protein of 695 amino acids.